Arachis ipaensis is the source of this 693-nucleotide messenger RNA. The record is from RefSeq and is a predicted model, not a curated record. NCBI's taxonomy places the organism in Eukaryota, Viridiplantae, Streptophyta, Magnoliopsida, Fabales, Fabaceae.
AUGGUGCGUAAUUUUACUAGACCUGAAGAUCACAUCAUUGAAUAUUUGAAUCAUCCUGAAUGGGCUAUUAGAAAUUUGUUGUCCAGAAAACUCGACUCGCCAGAUACCUUUAACAAGAUAGCGGCAGCGGCACUGGCAUUGACUGGGUUUGAACAUGUUUCGCAAGUAGGCGAAAUAAGAGGUCAUUCUUCACUGCUGAGUGCCUUGGUCGAACGCUGGAGGCCGGAGACUCACACAUUUCAUCUUCCGGUCGGUGAAGUGACGGUGACGCUGGAAGAUGUGAGCUAUAUUCUUGGUCUCCCAAUUAAUGGGGAGGCCGUUACGGGUAGAUCAGACAGCAGUCACCAGUUUUUGGUGGACAACUGCAUCGCGUGUUUUGGACGGGAGCCCGGUCCGCAAGAUCAUGUGUUGGGGAAGGUUAAUAUUGCAUGGGUUCGGCAGUGCAGAGACACCGAGCCUUGUGACACUCAGGAGUUUGUUGAGCGGUACGUUCGGGUGCACAUUUUCUGCCUGCUUGGAACAGUUGUAUUUCUGGAUAAGUCGACCACUUCGUUGAACUCGAAGUUUCUACCGCUACUUCGGGAUUUUCACCGGGUUUCAUCAUACAGUUGGGGGCAUCCAGUCUGGUACACCUAUACAGAUCGUUGUGUCGUGCACCACGAUACAACUACAAAGAGAUGGAUGGCCCACUGA